Eimeria maxima is the source of this 2934-nucleotide messenger RNA. RefSeq lists its product as hypothetical. Gene Ontology annotation, molecular function: ATP hydrolysis activity; histone binding. Gene Ontology annotation, biological process: DNA repair. Gene Ontology annotation, cellular component: Ino80 complex. The record is from RefSeq and is a predicted model, not a curated record. The transcript is spliced from 2 exons. The coding region runs from base 1 to 2934 and encodes 977 amino acids. Lineage: Eukaryota; Apicomplexa; Conoidasida; Eucoccidiorida; Eimeriidae.
AUGUGCAGCGUCCGCUUUUGCGUCGAUGACGGGAUUCGGCUGAUCUUUCCUCUGACCUUCUCUUCUACUGGCGGGCGCAAAUGCGAAUGCCAAAUCCUUUUACGGGGCCAUGGGCGCAUCGUCCCUAGGUACCGGCGCAAACAAGGCGCCGAAGGAGAGGCACCACAGGAGUCGUUGGUUGUUCACCCUCAGCACGAUAACGCAAAUGAGACUUCUCUUCCCCUGCAGUUCCGGUUAAUUCGCAUCAGGCCCAGAGCCUCCUUUAGAGCAGCCACUAGCCUAUUCUCUUUCUCUCCUGGGCUGGGAAACGCAAGCAAGUCGAAGGAGCAGAUCGGCAAUCCAGAGCAAACAAGUUUUGCCAGUGUUUCUAGUAGCCAUCAAGUCGCUUCUUCUUCCCGCCUGCCACCCAGCCGCUUGGCUGCGAUUUCACGGCAUAGCUACCCCUUCGAGAUUUCAGAGGGGGCAAAAAGAAGUGGGGGCCCUAACACCGAAGCAGAGUCUACAAGAGCCCGAUUUGUUCAAGGAGACAAAGACAAUGGCAAUAGUGCUGUUGGUGGGUCCUCCACCCAUCGUCUGUAUACAACAGACAGCCCAGUGUCAAGAGGUGUAUUUGUGCAGAUGGAUUCCGAGGGAGAGAAGAAGUCGAUUUAUCCAGCUACCGAAUUGAUGCAAGAAGGCUACGGAAAGUUGGUGCUGCCCCCCCCUACAAAACCUACAGCUGCACCUACCCCACAACAACAACAGCAGCAGCAACAGCAAGCCGUUGUUCAGCCCUCCCCCGGCACCUCUCCACAUACAACAGGUGCGCAGGCUCAGGCCCAAGCGGUGGCGGCAACGGACUACAGCCCAGGAGACUACAAACCCGACACGCCUCCAGAGGCCGCACCUCCAGGGGAUCCUAGCUCGAGCCCUUCUUCUGAAGACGACAGCGAACUCGAUCUCGACGAAGGGGAAACUGCCGGCACAGACCCCUUUGAUUCCCCCGUUGCAGGGGGAAUGGCGGAAGGCAGCAUGGCUGGCUACUCCGACAUGGGCUACAUGCCAGGCACAUAUAUGGGUGCCACAGCUAUGGGCCACACAGGCGCCAUGGGGGCCUAUGGGGGGGGCUACUAUAACGGCUACGGUCCAGGGAUGGGCUCCUCUUACUACGAUCCCUACGGAAGUUAUGGACCCUAUGGAACCACCAGCCUCUAUGGAGGUUCAGGAAUGUACGGGGGCUAUGGAGGCUAUGGGGGCUAUGGAGGCUAUGGGGGCUAUGGGGGAUACGGGGGCUAUGGGGGUUCAAGCUCUUAUGAUCAACACUACGACGACUAUUCUAGGAAGUAUGCAAAAGAGGCAGCCAAGGAGGAAGCAAAGCGGAGACGAGAACAAGAAGAAAAAGACCGCAAGCGAGAGGAGAAGGAGGCGAAGAAAGCAGCAAAAGAGGAGAAGCAAAAGGAAAAGGAAGAGAAAAAGGCAGAAAAAGAGGCCAAACAGAAAGAGAAAGACGCCAAACAGAAAGAUGAAAAACAGGCUCAGAAGGAAGGAGCCAAACCAAAAGAGGCAAAAGGCGAAGGCAAAAGCGCAGACAAAGCAAACGCAAAAAAGGGUGGGAAAGGAGGGGAGGCGAAGGGCAAAGAGAAAUCGGCGAAAAGCGAGAAAUCUGGAGGAGGCGGUCAAGAUAAAAAAGAAAAAAAGGAGAAAAAAGAAAGUGCAAAGGGAGGGGGCGGAAAGACAGAGGCGAAGGGGAACAAGAAAGAGAAACAAGAGAAAGGAGGAAAAGACAGCAAAGGGGGGGACGGCGGUAAGUCUUCGGGAAAAGAGUCAAACAAAGGAGGGAAAGAUGCAGGGGAAAAGAAAGCGGCCAAGGGAGACAAACAGCCAAAGGGAGGUGAUAAAUCGCAAAAGUCGGCAGCAGACAAAGGCGAGAAGGCAAACAAGACAGGAAACAAAGCAGACAGCAAAGCAGCAGCAAAGGGGGAGAAGUCUGCUGGUAAAGACAAGGGUGCAGACGCAGCAGCAGGGAAGCAAAACGGAGCAGAUAAAACAGGGGGCAAAACAGAAAAGAAAGCAGACAAGUCAGCAGCCAAAGAGGGGAAAGCAAAAGAAAAGGGAGCAGCAAAGGAGAAGACAGCUGACAAGGCGGCAGGAAAACAAAGUAAGACAGAAAAGGCAGGUACAGCAGCAAAAGAAAAGAAAGCAGAGAAUAAGGCUGGUGGCAAAGAAAAGAAAGCAGAUAAGGCGGCAGCAAAAGACAAGACAGCUGAUAAAGCGGCAACAAAAGACAAGGCAGCUGAUAAGGCGGCAGCAAAAGGCAAGGCAGCUGACAAAGCCGCAGCAAAAGACAAGUCAGCUGACAAAGCCGCAGCAACGGACAAGGCAGCUGGCACAGCGGGAGCAGCAAAAGAGAAGUCUGCAGGUAAAGCAUCAGGAAAGGGAACUGCAACAGAAAAGGGAUCAGCAAAGGGAAAAGCAGCAGACAAAGGCACAGCAAAGGAAAAGACAGCAGAUAAGGCGGCGGGAAAAGAGCAAAAGAAAGCAGAGAAAGCAGCAGGAAAAGACAAGACGGCAGCAGCAAGUGGAGGGGCAAAGGCAGAAAAAGGAGGAGCAAAAGCAGGGCAGAAAAAGGAGAAGGCAGGAGGGAAAGAGAAAGCGAGCAAAACGGCAAAGCAAGAGAAAGGAGCAGCAAACAAAGAAAAAGCAGCAACGAAGAAAGAAAAGGGAGCUAAUAAGCCUAACACCGCUACCAACAAACCCAGCAAGAAAGGCGCCAAGCAGAAGGCAACACAGAGCAAAAAGACCAAGAAAAAGACAAACGCGACGGCAAAAAAUAAAUCCAAGGCGCGAAGGAAUAAAACGAAAAGCAGGACCGCCAGAAGGGCUGGGCAAAGACGGCAAAGAAACAGAAGACCGAGAAGGGCCGGCCGUUCUGGUGGGAGGAGAAGGAGAAGGUGA